This is a messenger RNA of Cricetulus griseus (Chinese hamster), 885 nucleotides long. NCBI's taxonomy places the organism in Eukaryota, Metazoa, Chordata, Mammalia, Rodentia, Cricetidae. The record is from RefSeq and is a predicted model, not a curated record.
AUGCGGACGCCGGUGGUUAUGAUUCUGGGCAUGGUGUUCACGCCCUGCGGGCUGCUGCUCAAUCUCAUCAGUACGUUGACCCCCGGCUGGCGGCUGGGGAAGGGCUUUCUGAACCAGCCACAGGACGUGGUGCUGUACCAGGGUCUGUGGGACAUAUGUCGCGAACAGAGCAGCCGCGAACGCCAGUGCGGCCAGCCCGACGAGUGGAACUACUUCCAAGCCGAGCCUGUGCAGGCGGCCCGGGGACUCAUGAUCACGUCGCUGGCUGUCACCGCUCUGGGGCUGCUGCUGGCGACGCUCGGCGUGCGCUGCUGGCAAGAUGAGCCCCACUUCGGGCUAGCUGGCCUCUCGGGCAUCGUGCUUUUCGUUGCGGGCCUCUUUAGCCUCGUCCCAGUCUCCUGGUACAACCACUUUUUGGGGGACCGCGGCGUCCUACCCGCCCCGGACAGCCCGGUUACUGUGGAAGUCAGCUAUAGCCUGGUGCUGGGCUACCUAGCCAGUUGCUUGCUGCUGCUGGGCGGCUUCUCCCUGGCGCUCAGCUUUGCGCCCUGGUGCGAAGAGCGCUGUCGCCGCUGUCGCAAGGCGCCCUCCGCAGGCCCGCGCCGCAGCAGCAUCAGCACUGUCUACGUGGAUUGGCCGGAGCCCGCGCUCACACCGGCCAUCAAGUACUACAGCGAAGGCCAGCAUCGCCCUCCUCCCACCGAGCCCCGGGACACCAGCAAGCUCAAGGUCGGAUUCCCGAUGCCACGGCCGCCACCCAAGUCCUACACAAGCCCAGUGGAUGUGCUUGAUGGAGAAGAGAAGACGGCCACUUCCCAAGGAGGUUCCUCCUCUCGCAGCACUAGGCCCUGCAACAAUUCGCUGCCCUGUGACUCAGACUUGUAG